Molecule: messenger RNA, 942 nt
Organism: Nicrophorus vespilloides
Lineage: Eukaryota; Metazoa; Arthropoda; Insecta; Coleoptera; Silphidae
Gene: RpL6
Product: 60S ribosomal protein L6
Exons: 3
Coding region: 72-875 (267 amino acids)
Biological process (GO): ribosomal large subunit assembly; cytoplasmic translation
Cellular component (GO): cytosolic large ribosomal subunit; ribosome
Molecular function (GO): structural constituent of ribosome; RNA binding
Source: RefSeq, a predicted model, not a curated record
CGCGUCGGCCCACAAUGCUUUGCGGCUGUCACGCAUGCGAGUCCCUCUUUCUCCAUAGUUGAUUACACGAAAUGGCUCCCAAGGUCGAAAAGAAGCCUGUUGAGGCUAAGAAAGUGGCUGUUGCUGCUAAAGACAAGAAAGUUGGACAUGCCAGGAACUACGAUCUUGGUAAUGGAGUAUACCGUUUCUCCAAGUCCAGAAUGUACCACAAGAAGGCUUUGUGGAAGUUUGUUGGCAAGAAGACCCACACUGCCAAGCAUGUGAAGAAACCCCUCACUGUUGAGAAGCCAAUUGGUGGUGAGAAGAACGGAAAGACCCGUAUUGUUUCCUUGAAGCGCAAACCAAGCUACUACCCAACCCUUAAGAAGAAGACCAGGAAGGUCAAGAAGGUAGUUAAGAGGACCCCAUACAAGCUCCGUGAGAACAUUACCCCAGGUACCGUCCUCAUCUUGUUGGCCGGUCGCUUCAAGGGAAAGCGCGUCGUCUUCCUUAAGCAAUUGGACUCCGGUCUUUUGCUGAUCAACGGCCCAUACGUCCUCAACCACGUUCCCCUCCGUCGUAUCCACCAAAACUUCGUCAUCGCCACCAAGACCGUCGUCGACAUCUCUGGCAUCGAAAUCCCAAGCGACAUCAACGACAAUCUGUUGCGCAAGGAAAAGAAGAAGAGGGAAGCCAAGAAGGACGAUACCGAAAUCUUCACCGCCAAGAAGGAGAAGUACGUCUGGACCCCAGAAAAGAAGGCAGCCCAAAAGGCCAUGGACAAGGUUGUUUUGGCUGCCAUCAAGAAGACGCCCCAUCCCAGCAUCACGGCGCGUUACUUGAAAGCUACGUGGACACUAUUCUCGACACAGUACCCACACCGUAUGACUUUCUAGACUUAAGAACUACAAUUUAACCCAUGGUUUAUGCUGGACAUUGUCAAUAAAUUGUGGAUUUAUUACA